Molecule: messenger RNA, 3380 nt
Organism: Hypomesus transpacificus
Lineage: Eukaryota; Metazoa; Chordata; Actinopteri; Osmeriformes; Osmeridae
Product: sodium/potassium-transporting ATPase subunit alpha-1-like
Exons: 22
Coding region: 135-3203 (1022 amino acids)
Biological process (GO): potassium ion import across plasma membrane; proton transmembrane transport; intracellular sodium ion homeostasis
Cellular component (GO): membrane
Molecular function (GO): P-type sodium:potassium-exchanging transporter activity; ATP hydrolysis activity; ATP binding
Source: RefSeq, a predicted model, not a curated record
AAAGCUUAGUCAACCAUCCACGAAGCUCUGGGAAAUCUGAAGAAGAACGGAAAGAGGGACAAGUGUGGUCGGCUUGCAGGUGGAGUUCUCACUACCAGGAGGAAAAACGUAUUACUUGGGACUAAGUUGCAGCUAUGGGGCAUGGAAAGGGGAAAGAUGACUACAAAUUGGCAGCGACCGAUGACAAUGGAAAAGUUAAGAAAGGAAAAAAAAGUGAAAAGGACCUGGAUGAACUGAAGAAGGAGGUUGAUCUGGAUGACCAUAAACUGACCUUGGAUGAACUUCACAGAAAAUAUGGCACAGACAUAAGCAGGGGUCUCUCUUCAUCCCGUGCAAAGGAGGUCCUGGCCCGUGACGGUCCCAAUGCUCUGACUCCUCCCCCCACCACCCCUGAGUGGGUCAAGUUCUGCAGGCAGCUAUUUGGAGGUUUUUCCAUGUUACUAUGGAUUGGUGCUAUUCUCUGUUUACUGGCUUACGGUAUCCAGGCAGCCUCUGAGGAUGAGCCAGUUAAUGACAAUUUGUAUCUGGGUGUGGUGCUUACGGGUGUGGUCAUCAUCACUGGAUGUUUCUCCUACUACCAAGAGGCGAAGAGCUCGAAGAUCAUGGAUUCCUUCAAAAACCUGGUCCCACAGCAAGCCCUAGUUAUCCGUGAUGGUGAGAAGAAGAACAUCAAUGCUGAAGAGGUGGUGAUUGGAGAUCUGGUGGAGGUGAAAGGAGGAGACAGGAUACCGGCUGAUCUACGUAUCACCUCUGCCCAAGGAUGCAAGGUGGACAACUCCUCGCUCACUGGUGAAUCGGAGCCCCAAACACGUACUCCUGAAUUUUCCAAUGAGAACCCACUGGAGACAAGAAACAUUGCCUUCUUUUCCACCAACUGUGUUGAAGGCACUGCCAAAGGUAUUGUCAUCAACACCGGUGAUCGCACAGUUAUGGGUCGUAUCGCUUCUCUUGCGUCAAGCCUGGAGGGCGGUAAAACUCCCAUUGCCAAAGAGAUUGAGCACUUCAUCCACAUCAUCACUGGUGUUGCUGUCUUCCUGGGUGUGUCCUUCUUUAUCCUGUCCCUCAUCCUGGGAUAUGGCUGGCUGGAGGCUGUCAUCUUCCUUAUUGGAAUCAUUGUUGCCAACGUGCCAGAAGGUCUGCUGGCUACAGUCACUGUGUGUUUGACGCUGACCGCCAAGCGUAUGGCCAAGAAGAACUGCUUGGUAAAGAACCUUGAAGCUGUGGAGACCCUUGGUUCCACCUCCACCAUCUGCUCCGACAAGACUGGCACCUUGACCCAGAACAGGAUGACUGUGGCCCACAUGUGGUUUGACAACCAGAUCCAUGAAGCUGACACUACUGAGAACCAGAGUGGGACCUCCUUCGACAAGAGCUCUGCCACCUGGGCUGCCCUGGCUGGAAUUGCUGGCCUCUGCAACCGUGCUGUCUUUCUGGCAGAGCAGACAAAUGUCCCAAUCUUGAAAAGAGAUGUAGCUGGUGAUGCCUCUGAAUCUGCCCUGCUGAAGUGCAUUGAGCUGUGCUGUGGCUCUGUCAAACAAAUGAGAGAAAAGAAUCCCGCCAUAGCUGAAAUACCAUUCAACUCCACCAACAAAUACCAGCUUUCCAUCCAUAAGAACUCCAAGGCAGGAGAGGCCAAGCACCUGCUAGUGAUGAAGGGAGCCCCAGAGAGAAUCCUGGACCGCUGUUCAACCAUUUUGCUCCACGGAAAAGAGCUGCCAUUGGAUGAUGAGAUGAAAGAUGCCUUCCAGAAUGCUUACAUUGAACUUGGGGGACUUGGAGAGAGAGUUCUGGGUUUCUGCCAACUUCUUCUUCCUGAUGACCAGUUUGCUGAGGGCUUUGAAUUUGAUACAGAGGAGAUGAACUUCCCCACUGAGAACCUGUGCUUUAUUGGCCUCAUGUCUAUGAUUGAUCCUCCCCGUGCUGCUGUGCCUGAUGCCGUGGGCAAGUGCAGGAGUGCCGGAAUUAAGGUCAUCAUGGUGACUGGUGAUCAUCCAAUCACAGCUAAGGCCAUUGCCAAGAGUGUAGGUAUCAUAUCAGAGGGAAAUGAGACCGUUGAGGACAUUGCCGCUCGCCUGAACAUUCCAGUUACAGAGGUUAACCCAAGAGAUGCCAAGGCUUGUGUGGUCCAUGGUGGUGAUCUGAAGGAACUAACAUCAGAGCAGUUGGACAACAUUCUGGCCCACCACACUGAGAUUGUGUUUGCCAGAACUUCACCUCAGCAGAAACUGAUCAUUGUAGAAGGGUGCCAGCGUCAGGGUGCAAUUGUAGCUGUGACAGGAGAUGGUGUGAACGACUCUCCUGCCCUGAAGAAGGCUGACAUUGGUGUUGCCAUGGGCAUUGCUGGAUCAGACGUCUCCAAACAGGCUGCUGACAUGAUCCUUCUGGAUGACAACUUUGCCUCCAUUGUGACUGGGGUAGAAGAAGGCCGUCUGAUCUUUGACAACUUAAAGAAGUCCAUUGCCUACACCCUGACAAGUAACAUUCCAGAAAUAUCACCUUUCCUCCUCUUCAUCAUUGCUGAUAUUCCACUGCCACUGGGAACCGUCACCAUCCUUUGUAUCGACCUGGGAACUGAUAUGGUUCCUGCUAUCUCUCUGGCCUAUGAAGAAGCUGAGAGUGACAUCAUGAAGAGACAGCCCAGAAACCCCAAAACAGACAAACUGGUCAAUGAGAGACUCAUUAGCAUAGCCUAUGGUCAAAUUGGUAUGAUCCAGGCCACAGCUGGGUUCUUUUCCUACUUUGUCAUCCUGGCUGAAAAUGGAUUCUUCCCCAUGGACCUGCUGGGCUUAAGAGUUAACUGGGAUAACAAAGACAUGAACGACAUGCAGGACAGUUAUGGACAGCAGUGGACAUAUGAGGGCAGAAAGAUUGUGGAGUUUACCUGCCACACAGCCUUCUUUGCCAGCAUCGUGGUCGUCCAGUGGGCCGAUCUGAUCAUUUGCAAGACCAGGAGGAAUUCCAUCCUUCAACAGGGAAUGAAGAACAAGAUCCUGAUCUUUGGUCUGUUUGAGGAGACAGCCCUGGCUGCCUUCCUGUCUUAUUGCCCUGGAAUGGAUGUUGCCCUCCGAAUGUACCCACUCAAACCUUGCUGGUGGUUCUGUGCUUUCCCCUACUCUCUGCUCAUCUUCCUCUACGAUGAAGGCCGGAGAUACGUCAUGCGACGCAACCCAGGAGGUUGGGUGGAAAAAGAGACAUACUAUUGAGGCAGAGAAGCUACCCAGAGAUCCCCAGAGUCCACAUACCUCUCAAACAGCUAUGUUACAGUCCAUCCUAAUCUGGCUGCUGUGAUACAAUAAGCAAUGUGAUGAGGCAUUGAGGUCUAUUUGGGGUGUCCUGAUUGUGAAAUUGUGGUUCUAAAAUAAAUAACAUUUCAACUGUAA